AUGACAGAUAUCGUUGAUAGAGAGAGAGACAAGAGCUCAAUGUUGACCGCAUUUUUUGAGAGGAAUAAAACAGAUAUGAGUGCGAGACAAUAUUUAUACAAAGAUUUUCCGAAACAUUACACAUGGAAUGCCAGUUCACGUAAAUGGAAUCCUCGAAAACAAGGAUCAAUGAGAGGACGACUGGUUCAUGCUAAUCCUGCCGAAGGGGAACGAUAUUAUCUACGACUACUUCUGUCUCAUAUUAGUGGGCCCACGUGCUUUGAAGAUCUUUACACGGUYAAUGGCAUUAUACAUCCAACAUUUCGCAAAGCAGCACUUGAGAGAGGUUUAAUAGAGACCGACGAUAAUUUAUCGCAUUGUCUUGCCGAUGCCUCCUUAUUUCAGUUUCCCAAUGCUCUUAGACGAUUAUUCGCGACGAUCUUGAUUUAUUGUGAGCCGGGAGAUGUUCGCRAGUUAUGGGAUGAACAUUAUGAUUCACUCUCUGAAGAUUAUAGACGAGACUACGAAAAUGUUGAGGGGGUCCGAAAUAUGGUUCUUACAGACAUCGCCGUCUUUUUACAAUCUAUGGGUAAGAACCUCGAUGAUUUUGAUCUUCCAAGUUUAAAUGCAGCUGUCAAUUUAGAAUCACGAGGAUUUCGUGAGGUACAAGAGGAGUACUCCAUAAUUGUGGAAGACGAAGACUUAAAUGCUCGAAACUCUCUAAAUUCCGACCAGAAACAUGCAUUUGAUGAGAUCAUGAUGCAUGUAGAUAAUGAUUGUCCAGCUGUGUUUUUUGUAGAUGGACCGGGUGGAACUGGGAAAACAUUUUUGUAUAGAGCUUUGCUAGCUAAUGUUCGUUCCCGUGGACUUAUUGCUCUUGCAACCGCUUCAUCCGGUGCUGCCGCUAAUAACAUGCCAGGGGGGAGAACAGCUCACUCUCGAUUCAAGAUUCCCCUUACUCUUAGUAAUAAUUCGGUGUGCAAUAUAAAAAAACAAAGCGGAACUGCUCAACUGCUUCGAGUCGCAAAAAUAAUCAUCUGGGAUGAAGCAUCAAUGGCAAAGAGGCAGGCAGUAGAGGCACUCGAUAGAACAAUGCAAGACAUCACUGGGGUGAGACUUCCAUUUGGUGGGAAAAUAAUGAUUAUGGGAGGUGAUUUUAGACAGGUAUUGCCAGUAAUGAGACAUGGCACUCGAGCACAGAUCGUAGACUCAAGCUUACGGAUGUCACCUAUUUGGUCUUCGAUUAAAAAGUUGCGGUUAACGAUCAAUAUGAGAGCACUUACUGAUCCAUGGUUUUCGGAUUUUCUGUUACGUGUCGGUGAUGGAGAUGAAGAAUCAGUAGACGGAAACUUUAUUCGCAUACCUGAUGACAUGGCCAUUCCUUACACAAAUAAAAAUGAAUCGAAGGAUGCUUUGAUUGAUGCAAUCUUUCCUUCUCUUCAAACCUGCGAGACUGCUUCAAAUUAUAUCAUUUCGAGGGCGAUACUAACAACAAAAAAUGAGCAUGUCGACGAGAUUAAUGAUCAGUUGAUUGAAAGAUUUUGUGGAGAGGAAAAAAUUUACUACAGUUUUGAUGAAGCAGAAGAUGACAAGAAUAACUUAUAUCCGAUGGAGUUCUUAAACUCWUUGACUGUUAGCGGUUUGCCCCCUCAUUACCUCCGGCUUAAAAUUGGAUGUCCGAUAAUACUAUUGCGGAAUAUCGACCCCUCAAAUGGAUUGUGUAACGGCACGAGGUUGAUAUGUAGAGGUUUUCAGCAGAAUGCUAUCGAUGCAGAAAUAGCUGUUGGUCAACAUGCUGGUAAGAGAGUAUUUUUACCAAGAAUUCCUCUAUGUCCGUCUGAAGAUGAUAUGUUUCCCUUUAAAUUAAAGAGAAAACAAUUUCCUGUUCGACUUUGUUUUGCCAUGACAAUCAAUAAAGCUCAAGGACAGACAAUUCCGGUGGUAGGUGUUUAUCUACCGGAAUCGGUAUUCUCGCACGGCCAACUUUACGUGGCAUUGUCAAGAGGGAUAUCACGUGGUAAUACGAAGGUAUUAGUGAAACCUGCCAAAAAGUUCAACCAGGAAGGAGUCUACACAUCAAAUGUGGUGUAUCAAGAAGUUUUGAAUGAUGAUUGUGUAUGA
Molecule: messenger RNA, 2100 nt
Organism: Cynara cardunculus var. scolymus (artichoke)
Lineage: Eukaryota; Viridiplantae; Streptophyta; Magnoliopsida; Asterales; Asteraceae
Product: ATP-dependent DNA helicase PIF1-like
Exons: 1
Coding region: 1-2100 (699 amino acids)
Biological process (GO): telomere maintenance; DNA repair
Molecular function (GO): DNA helicase activity
Source: RefSeq, a predicted model, not a curated record